Molecule: messenger RNA, 2550 nt
Organism: Dunckerocampus dactyliophorus (ringed pipefish)
Lineage: Eukaryota; Metazoa; Chordata; Actinopteri; Syngnathiformes; Syngnathidae
Gene: tm9sf1
Product: transmembrane 9 superfamily member 1
Exons: 9
Coding region: 491-2236 (581 amino acids)
Biological process (GO): protein localization to membrane
Cellular component (GO): membrane
Source: RefSeq, a predicted model, not a curated record
GUUCGUUGUGGUGCCACGGAAAUCCGGUCAACACAACAAAUACUUCACGCAUCGACGGUUCGUUAUCGUGCUCAAAUGUGUUAUUCUGGUAACAUAUAACUUAUAUAUACUCAUUUAUUUGUGAAAUUUUCUGGAAAGGAGACGUUUAUUGGGUAUAAACGAGAAGAGAACAACGGGGGCGUGUUUUCUUUCUCCGCCCACUCCGGAAAACUGAAGGGAUCUUUGGUAAUUUUUUAUUUUUAUGGUGACGUGUAGUCAGGCGUCCCUCAAGUCGUCAUUUUAUGCACGUCUGUCAAAUGAUAUGACGAAAUGGACCGGACGACUGUUUAAGGCUUGACCUUUGCGAAAAAUUCGUCGAGAAUUUUUUGUAAAGCUUUGCAAAGUGUAGGAGCAAAGAGGAGACGGCCGGGGCCUGGAGGAAUCUGACGGAGAGACAGCAGGCAUUUUACACCGUGGAAGAGGUCACCCGCCAGGGGGCUGCCGGAAGACGAUGAUGAGCCUCUUCUGCAUCUUGAUCCUGUGCUUUUUCUCAGGCGGGACACUGGGCUAUAAGCAAGGGGACAACGUGACCCUCUAUGUCAACAAAGUGGGUCCUUAUCAUAACCCCCAGGAGACGUAUCACUACUAUACGCUGCCUGUUUGCAGGCCAGAAAAGGUGCAUCACAAGUCCUUGAGCCUGGGAGAGGUGCUAGAUGGCGACAGAAUGGCCGAAUCAUUGUAUCGCAUUCGGUUCAGAGAGAACGUUGAGAAGAAAACCCUUUGCCAGCUCGCGCUGUCGGAGAAGCAGAUGGACCAGCUUCGUGAGGCCAUCGAGGAGCUUUACUACUUUGAAUUUGUCCUGGAUAACAUUCCAUUGUGGGGCUUUGUAGGGUACAUCGAGGAGAGCGGCUUCCUGCCUCACAGCCACAAAGUCGGCCUGUGGACUCACCUUGACUUCAACAUCGACUACAACGGCGACGCCAUCACGUUCGCCAGCGUCUCCGUGAAGGACGUCAAGCCUGUGCCGCUAGAGGAGGGGGCGGGCGGCCUGACGGUCACCCACACAUACAGCGUGCGCUGGUUUGAAUCUCUCCCGCUCAACCCAGAGCACGUCAGAGACUAUUCGUUCUUCCCCAAAACACUGGAGAUCCACUGGCUGUCCAUAAUUAACUCUCUGGUGCUGGUGGUGCUGCUGCUGGGCUUCGUCAUCAUCAUCCUCAUGCGGGUCCUCAGGAGCGACUUUGCCAGGUAUAAUGCAAAGGAGGAGGCGGGCUGUGAUGACCUGGACCAAGGAGACAAUGGCUGGAAGACCAUACACACUGACGUCUUCAGGUUUCCUCCUUACAAAAGUCUACUCUGUGCCAUUCUCGGAGUGGGGGCUCAGUUCCUUACCCUCGCCACAGGAAUCAUCGUCAUGGCGCUCCUGGGGAUGUUCAAAGUGCACCACCACGGCGGCAUCAACUCGGCGGCCAUCGUCUUGUACGCUCUGACCAGCUGCGUGUCGGGCUACGUGUCGUGUGGCUUUUACACGCAAAUAAACGGCAAGCGCUGGGUGUGGAACAUCGUCCUCACGUCAUCUCUCUUCUCAGCUCCUCUGUUCCUCACCUGGAGUGUGGUCAACUCUAUCCACUGGUGGAGCGGCUCCACUCAGGCUCUGCCGGCCACCACUGUGCUCCUCCUGCUGGGCGUCUGGGUGUUGGUAGGCUUCCCGCUCACCGUCAUCGGCGGCAUCGUGGGUAAGAACCGAGCGGGCAGCUUCCAGGCUCCCUGCCGCACCCGCAACAUCCCCCGGCAGAUACCCACACAGCCCUGGUACAAACACACUGCUGUGCACAUGGCCAUCGGCGGCUUCCUGCCGUUCAGUGCCAUCUCAGUGGAGCUGUACUACAUCUUCGCCACCGUCUGGGGCAGAGAGCAAUACACGCUCUACGGCAUUCUACUGUGCGUCUUCGCCAUCCUCCUCUCAGUGGGCGCCUGCAUUUCCGUGGCGCUCACCUAUUUCCUGCUGUCCGGCGAGGACUACAGGUGGUGGUGGCGGAGCGUGCUGAGCACAGGCUCUACCGGCCUCUUCAUCUUCGUCUACUCUAUCUUCUACUACACGAACAGGUCAGCCAUGAGCGGCCUGGUGCAGAGCACGGAGUUCUUCGGCUACUCUUUGCUCACAGCGCUGGUCUUCUCACUGAUGCUGGGCAGCGUGUCCUUCUGGGCCUCACUGGCUUUUAUUCGCUACAUCUACCGCAGCCUUAAGAUGGACUAGGAGUGCUUUGUGCAUUCUGGAGAUGAUCGGAUCUCACUUUGCACAUUUGUUACUGGAGUAAUGGGAGAACAUGGGGCCUCUACUGGAUGCUAAAGGUGCAAGCGGUGGAAGCUGUCAUUGCAUAACAACAAAGGGGGAUAUCUUAAAGGGAUGAGCCCCGUCAGGAGUGAACCUCCUAUCUGGUUCUUUCUACACAUCAGUGUAGUUUUCACAGCAUCAGGGGAACAAUAUUGACAUUGUGGCCACCUUUGACUGUGAUGUAAAUAAUCUUUUAAAUAAAAUACCAUUUAGUAAUAACUGCCUUUGAUGGCUUU